AGGUAUUACAAUCUGCAUCACUGGACUAAUACGGCUACUCACAUUUACUAUACAGAUAUACACAUACCUGAAGAUGGUUUAGAACCCUGUGAUGUCACACAUGCUUGUGAUGAUGUCACCGUAAGCUGUACAAGGAGGUGCGCGCCGGCUGCAGUCUCUUCAGUGUGUUUUGCAUUCACAACCUGUGGUGCAAAGUGUUUGUUAGAGAGUUUCUAUUUGCGAUAGAGAAUUCAAGAUUUUGACCGUUCCUUGUCUGAAGAGAGAACCACAAGUGUUUUCAGGCUCUGACCUGUGACCAUGGCCUCUCCACAAGACCCAUUGCUGAAGGAGGAGGAAGAAGCAAUGGAGGACCAUAGUGAUAUGGAUGUGGAAAAGGGCGAUAUCCCUGAGAGGCAGAACCUGCCAUCUCUAAGCGUGAUGUCCACCGCACGUUCCAUCAUCACCGUAGUGAUCCUCGCCUUUGUUAAUUUGCUCAUCUAUGCAAAUCGCUCCAGCGUGGCGGGGGUGCUGCCUUAUAUACAGAAAGCAUAUGACACCAAUGCUAGUCUGUCCGGCUUAUUGAAUACAUUGUUCAUUGGAAGCUACGUGCUGGUCGCACCAAUUGCCGGAUAUUUGGGCGACCACUGUAAUAAGAAAUAUACUGUUUGUGCAGGAAUCAUUGUUUGGCUGAGCAUGACACUUACCCUGUCAUUCAUCCCUGACGGGUACUUCCUGCUCUUCCUGCUGACGAGUGGACUGGUUGGAGCCGGUGAGGCGACUUUCUGCACCAUCGCUCCCUCCAUCAUUGCAGACCUUUUUACAAGUGACCAGCGGACCCGCAUGCUGAACGUGUUUUACUCCGUCAUACCUGUUGUCACGAUGCCGGCUGGCAGGAGGUGGAUCCUCUGUGCCAGAGAGGGAUAGCGAGGACCGCGCUAGUGGACCGGUUCUAAGCCACUACAGGUUUUCACCAGAGCCCGCCGCAAAGCGGGAUGGUCUUGCUGCGGCGGUAGUGACCAGGUCGUAUCCACUAGCAACGGCUCACCUCUCUGGCUGCUGAAGAUGCUGAAGAUAGGCGAGGUACAAGGGAGUAGGCAGAAGCAAGGUCGGACGUAGCAGAAGGUCGAGGCAGGCAGCAAGGAUCGUAGUCAGGGGCAACGGCAGGAGGUCAGGAACACGGGC
Hyla sarda is the source of this 1161-nucleotide messenger RNA. Its product is annotated as protein spinster homolog 1-like. Gene Ontology annotation, molecular function: transmembrane transporter activity. Gene Ontology annotation, biological process: transmembrane transport. Bases 298 to 903 code for a protein of 201 amino acids. Gene Ontology annotation, cellular component: membrane. Lineage: Eukaryota; Metazoa; Chordata; Amphibia; Anura; Hylidae. The transcript has 2 exons. The record is from RefSeq and is a predicted model, not a curated record.